This is a messenger RNA of Camponotus floridanus (Florida carpenter ant), 1704 nucleotides long. Its product is annotated as odorant receptor 13a-like. Gene Ontology annotation, biological process: detection of chemical stimulus involved in sensory perception of smell; sensory perception of smell. The record is from RefSeq and is a predicted model, not a curated record. The transcript has 6 exons. Gene Ontology annotation, molecular function: olfactory receptor activity; odorant binding. NCBI's taxonomy places the organism in Eukaryota, Metazoa, Arthropoda, Insecta, Hymenoptera, Formicidae. Bases 424 to 1581 code for a protein of 385 amino acids. Gene Ontology annotation, cellular component: plasma membrane.
AAUUUCUCUUUAUGCUGGACUUUACGAUGGAAAUAAUUACGGAAAUACAUAAUGAACGAUUGUUACUGGUUGAGGUGGGAGUUAGUCGAGCAUUGAAACCAUAAAACAUUUUGCAGUCUCGGUUAGAACUUGCGAUCGACUAUAUUCAACCUGAGUAUAUUACGGUUAAUCGAGCAUUCUACAACCGAAAGUUUCGAUUCUCCUUUUCUAAUCGAUGAUCUUACGAGAUUGGACGUGUAAUCGUGUUAUAAUUUCAGUGAAAAAACAUUCAAGUUAUUAUAAUAUAACAAUCAUAUAAGUAAUAGAUAAUUUCGAGCUAGCAUGAGCCUUGUUUCCUUCUAUAUUAUAGUCCCAUCCGUAUUGUAAAUCGACAAGGGAGAGAGAAAAUCGUGUUAAUAUUAGUGUCUGACCUAUUUCGAUUCAAUGUGUAUCGAAAUGAGCACGAUGAAUACCGUGUGUCAAUCCGUGGAAUUCGGUCUACGCGUAAUCGGUGUAUGGCCCCAUACGUCAUGUGCAAUUUUGCGCCGAAUUUUAUGCCUAUCCUCAUUAGCAAUAUUUCAGAUCUUUCAAUAUCGAUAUUUGAUUAUGCAUUUCGGCGAAGAGGAUAUUUUUAUCCUGAUGGACGUAUUGAGCAUAACUCUGGCUUAUAGUCUUAUGUUUAUCAAGCUGAUUAUUUUCACGUUCAACGCUCAUCUGCUGCACGAAAUCAUAGCGUGCGUAGUGGAGGACUGGAAGAGACAUGAUGUUUCCGAAAAGUACACAAUGGCCAGAGUUGCUUACUUUUGUUAUCGGUUGUCUAACUUAAUAAUCACUAUAUACGCCAUGUCAGUGUUCGUCUACGCUAGUGGUGCUUUAAUUAGGUAUAAGAGUAGUAAUCAGACUGAUGCUCGGGAGCUCCUUGUUAAAAUGGAGUUGCCUUUCGAAAUCAAGAGCACAUCAAUAUAUAUUGCUAUUCUAAUUACACAGUUUAUUCACCAGAUGAGCACGGCUAGUACAGAAGGCGUGUUAAAUUCUUUACUAAUAUCACUAGUACUUCACGUCUGUGGACAGAUCGAUAUAGUGCAGCAAAAAUUAAAUGAAAUUACGCGGCAGAGUAUCGAGCAAGGUGCUGCCAAAGGAAUUAUGAAAAAAGUGAUUGUUCGUCAUCAGAAAAUCAUCUCGUUCUGCAACAACAUUGAGGGCCUCUUUUCAAACAUCGCAUUGAUACAUUUUGUGUCAAACAUUCUAGUUAUCUGUUGUCUAGGAUUUCUUAUUGUAAUUUCAAUCGGUGUCCCAGGCGGAUCGAUAGUGUUAGUGAAAUCCGUGUUAUUUUAUGUUGCGAUUUGCUUAGGUGCAUUCAUAUUUUGUUUUGUCGGAGAAUACCUCAGUACCAAAAGCAGAAUGAUCGGCGAUGCAGCAUAUAAAUCGCUUUGGUACGAAUCGAACUCCAAUCAACAUCGAGAUGUUCUAAUCAUGAUCUUACGAUCUCAGAAGCAAUUGACACUUACAGUUGGAAAAUUUGUGGAUCUUUCUUUGCAACAAUUUACCGACAUUGUGAAAGCAUCAGCGUCAUAUGUGUCGGUGUUACAUGCGAUGUAUUGAAUGCAGUAAACGUUGCAGCGUCGCGUGCAGAGGAAUAUAGUACUUCUUUUACUACCAUUUACAUGAUUUUUUUAGUAAGAGGCAUAAAUGAGUAGAUAUAUCGUUUACCAAAGCACAUCAAGU